AGACCGCCUGUGCAAGAUGAGCCACUGUAGGCUUCACAACCCCUAGUGUGUCCAUUCAGCUGGCUGUGUGACCUUGGUCGAAUUGCUGAACCUCUCUGAACCUCGGUUUCCUCCCCUGUGAAAUGGGUAUAUCCACACCUGCUUGUACUGGGAGCUUAGCACAGGAGCCUACCGGGCUCAUCCAGUGAGGACUAGAAGUUGAGGGUUCUAGGCCCAGGCAUUGGAGUAGACCAUGACCCCCAGCCCAUGGGGCCUUAUAUGUGGCCUACUGCUGCUGUUGCUGCUGCCGUCCCUGGGGGCUGGCCCUGUCCCAGGCAGGGGCCUUCCUAGGCCACUUGAGGACUCACAAAUCCACCUGAUCCUAGGAGCCCACCCCAAUGGCCCUGUAGGGUCAGAGCCCCAUGACUUUGACUUCCUCUGGGAGAGCCCUAGAGAUGAGAACCCCAGGAACUCUGCUGUCCCCCAGUUCCCUGCUGAAAAGAUGCCUCAGAGGCCUGUAGACUCUCUCCUUGGCCCAGCCCUGCAUGGGCCCAAAGCAGCCCAUGGGACUCAGAGAGAACGACUCCCAGUAACUGAUGACCUCCAGAUGGCUCGAGGGCCAAGUUCCCAGGGCUGGACAGGACCUCCUGACUCUCAGGAGCCUCUGGAGCAAGAAGCACUGGCCCCCCACCCCGUGGGGUUCCCCCACCUCACUUUCAAUUCCACAGCUCCCAGACUUCAACUCAGGGUAGCUACAGUUCCUUCCUCCCCACGGGAGCCUGAGGGCCAAGCAGCACAGCGACCACAAAGAGAUGACGGUCUGAAGGCCAAAGCCAAGUCUGAGAUCUCACAGACUUCUCCUUUGGACCACCAGCACCCUGCCCACACUCUUGUGCCCCACUCAGGCACCAUCAAGAGGCCAAUGCUGGAAGAACAGGGUGGGGAUAAGGAGGACUUCCAGGAGGCAGCUCAAGGCCCCCUCUUCACCCAAAAAGAUCCAGCAGCUCCUGAUAUUGCUUCAGUAUCCCCAGUUGAGGUGGCAUCCUCUCAGGAGCCUGGGGCCCAGCCAGACUUGGCAUUGGCCAGAAGCCUUCCUCCUGCCGAGGAGCUGCCAGUUGAGCCCCCCGAGAAGACUGGAGCUGGAGAGACCUGGGAAGUCAGCUCCCCAGGUCCCCCGGCCAAGCAAGCUGACCUCCCCGAUGUUAAGGGUUCACCAGGACCCCAGCCCUCAGGUCCUCCAGCCUCAGAGGCUCCUGAUGGACAGCCCAAGCCAGAGAUAGCAGCAAUGAAUGGGGCAGACCCCAUCUCCCCCCAGCGGGUAAGAGGAGCACUGGAGACCCCAGAUACCCCCAAGUCCCUCAUCCCUGGUCCCACGGACUCUGGCCCAUCUAUGAACCAAACAGAAAGCCCUGUGGGGACCCUGCAGCCAGGUGAGGGCAUGAGUAGGGGCUGGGGAGAGGGAAUACUCUGCCCAAUAAUUAAGAACCUGUGUAAAGUAUAUGUGAGAGUGGGGAGUGAAUGGGGACAAACACCUGCUUAGAGGAACUGGCCAGGACCUCCUUCAAACAACUUAGAAUAAUAAACUAAUACUCACUGGG
Molecule: messenger RNA, 1577 nt
Organism: Galeopterus variegatus (Sunda flying lemur)
Lineage: Eukaryota; Metazoa; Chordata; Mammalia; Dermoptera; Cynocephalidae
Product: proline-rich transmembrane protein 3-like
Exons: 4
Coding region: 233-1519 (428 amino acids)
Source: RefSeq, a predicted model, not a curated record